CCCUGCAAACGUGGGAGGACCACAGAACCGGGUCGAUUCGACUGCGACGUUUUCCUUUUUCCGGUCAUUAUGUGAGCUAUCUCACGUAUCACAACCGAUAACCUGAAAACAGAUCCAGGACUGAUUUUGACAAUGGGUCCUUAGCCUCCAUCCUCGUUCCUCAGCCCCUCCCUCCUCCUCACAUCCAUACUGUGCUACUGCAACACAAUUACCUACCACCUACCUCCUGCCCCUCUACUGAACCGAUCAAUUUUGCCACAACUUGCCUCACUCACAUCCGUCAAUCUAGACGACACAUAGCCAAGAAAUCACACUAGCGAUCGCAGUAUCCCUUAUCCUCUUUGGCUCCUGGUGCCUCAACAAAUCUCGCUUCUUCGACGAACGCCCUGAACAGUUGUCUGUGGCACGCGGGUUUCGUCCGAUCAAGGAAACACGUCACGCGCUAUCACCCAACAACCGCUUGCACGCCAUGUCAACCCCAACGUCGCCGGCGGUGGCACAGCCGAGGAAGUCUGCGCUCAAGAACGAUGACGACCCUGAAAGAUCGCCCUUGAGCGGAGCUGUCAAAGCUGUUCAAAUUGCCGAACCGGAGGCCAUGUCGCAGCCGGUGGCCCAGUCCCCGGAAGAUGGGUCGGGCAGGAAGCAACACACGGCCGGGCGGACGAGAAGACUGAGUGGCCGUCUGCCUGCAACCUCCCCCCGUCUGCCUGCAACAUCCCCGCGGACCUCGUUCAACAAUGCCGGUGUCGAGAUUCCCAACAGCACCGCGAGCUCUACCGCAUCUCCGAUCCAAACACCCGACGAAGCAAGCCGUCAUGGAAGUCAGCCACAGCAAAGCCACCACUCUCACCACGGUCACAAUCAUCACCACCACCAUGGUCACCGCAUUGACAGGGCCAGCCAAAAGUUGAUCUCGCAGGUGGCCGAGUGGCUACAAAGCGAGAAGGACAAAAAGGCAGCCAAGAAGAAGAAGAGGGCUACCGGGCGCCGCAAGUCCAAGUCUCCUCCUAGCAAGGCUAGCGGGGACAGCGCAUCGACCAAGCCCGUGCUGAGUCGUCGGCCGAGGUCGGGCUCUAUUGACUCUCAGUCCAGUGAGGUCUCGCUAGACCGCUUGCAGCGCAUCGUUGAUGAGAGCAUGUCCGCUCUGGGGCUCGACCCGAUUGACGUGACAUCUGGGCAGCAGCGACCGGGCAGGAAACAGUCUGGGCGCUUCAAGAAGAGCAGGUCGUCUCUCCAGCUCUACCGAGCUGCCUCCUCGGAUACGGACUAUGUCGAUGGCGAUGUUUUAGUCCCUAGCUGUGAGGCCGUCUUAGACAACUCAAAGACGCUGAGCUAUUCAGGCGGCAAGCCGGGAUCCGCCUCGGAGCCGAUGACCCCAGUCGUUGCCGGGUCGGCGCCGUCGAAACGCGAGGAGAGCAAACACGCCUGGCUUGUUUUCAAGAGCGAGAUCAUCCGGUUGGCGCACACCCUGAGGCUCAAGGGCUGGCGGCGCGUGCCGCUAGAAAGCGGCGACCAGGUUGGCGUCGAGAGACUCAGCGGCGCCCUGACCAACGCCGUUUAUGUUGUCUCCCCGCCCGCUGACGUUGUGGCGGCGGCAGCAGUCGAGGGGCGUAAAGUGCCGCCCAAGCUGCUACUGCGCAUUUACGGUCCCAACGUCGAGCAGCUGAUUGACCGAGAGAAGGAGCUUUCGGUGCUCCAGCGGCUGGCGCGCAAGAAGAUUGGCCCCCGACUGCUAGGAACCUUCACCAAUGGCCGGUUUGAGCAGUACCUCAACGCUACCGCUCUGACGCCCCCGAACCUGCGUGAGCCCGAGACAUCGCGCAUGAUUGCCAAGCGUAUGCGCGAACUCCACGACGGCAUUGACCUGUUGGAACAGGAGCUUGGCGACGGGCCCAACGUGUGGGUCAACUGGGACAACUGGCUCGACACCGUCGAGAGGACAGUCAUGUUUUUGGACCACAAGGUCAUAGCCGGUGGGGACGCGGCUCAGACGGGAUUCGUGUGCGGUGUCGAGUGGUCCGUCUUUAGGGGCCUCGUUGAUCGGUACCGAAAGCACCUCAACGAAUACUACGGUCAGCCCAAAAAGAUUCGUGAGAAGCUUGUGUUUGCGCACAAUGACACGCAAUAUGGAAACAUUCUCCGCGUCCGGCCCGACGACGAAAAGUCUCCGCUGCUGCAACCGGCCAAUGAGCACAAACAGUUGGUAGUGAUCGACUUUGAGUACGCGGCUGCGAACCUGCCCGGACUUGAGUUCGCCAACCACUUCACCGAAUGGGCGUACAACUAUCACGACGCCGUGGCGUCUUUCGCCUGCAACACCGCCAUGUACCCAACGCUAGAGCAACAGCGGCGUUUCGUGCGCGCCUACGUAGACCACAAAGGCGGAGCGUCAUCGUCGCGCGUGACCACCCCCGUGGUAGGUCCUGCGUCGACGCCGCCGGUUAUGCUGAGCGCGCUGCAGCACUCGAAUGCCUCGUCUAGCUCGAUAGUUGAGUUCAUGCUCGACGCUAGGGUGCCCCCUGGCGGUUGGAAGGAGGAGGAGAAGCGCCGCGAGGAGGCCGCCGAGGCGCAAGUGAACGCGCUACUCGAAGAGGCGCGCCUAUGGAGGCCGGCCAACAGUGCCCAGUGGGUCGCUUGGGGCAUCGUGCAGGCGAAGCUGCCCGACUUGGCCGAAGAGAUCGCGCGGGAAAAGAAGGAGAAGGAGAAGGAAGAGGCCAAGACGCAGGGGGAUGCGGACGCGCAAAAUGGAACCGCAGUCGCCAGCAGCGGGGCCACCGACGUCGCUUCUCCUGCCGCCGAAGCUGCGGCCACCUCGGCAUCGGGUGGAGAAGGCGCCAGCGUUACCGAGGCUGCGGCUGCCGAAGUUGCAAGUGCAGUCGCGGCACGAGAGGAGGACUCGGGCGAGGGUGACGAGUUCGAUUACCUCGCCUACACCCGUGACCGUGCUCUCUUCUUUCUGGGUGACUGCGUUCUGAUGGGGCUCGUGAAGCUGGAGGACCUUCCCGAGGGGCUGAGAACGCAGCUGAAGCUUGUGGAUUAUUAACAUGUCGGACAGUCUGCAUCGCCUUUGCUCUUGGCACAUGGACUGUACACUUUCUGGACCAUGGACAUUAGACAGAGUGUUUAGCAGCAAAUACAGCAGAGAUAUUGGUACAUGGAUAUUUGGAGAGAAUAGGUAUAUAUACAGUAUACACCCCCUUAAAAGGAUGUGCAGGGGCGC
This is a messenger RNA of Gaeumannomyces tritici R3-111a-1, 3220 nucleotides long. RefSeq names its product choline kinase. Lineage: Eukaryota; Fungi; Ascomycota; Sordariomycetes; Magnaporthales; Magnaporthaceae. The transcript is spliced from 3 exons. Gene Ontology annotation, molecular function: choline kinase activity; ethanolamine kinase activity. The record is from RefSeq and is a predicted model, not a curated record. Gene Ontology annotation, cellular component: cytoplasm. The coding region runs from base 470 to 3043 and encodes 857 amino acids. Gene Ontology annotation, biological process: phosphatidylcholine biosynthetic process; phosphatidylethanolamine biosynthetic process.